GGCUGUGCCUCAGUCAUCAAGGCCCAGAGCUUCUGUCCCCACUGUGGGGAGGAUGCCACCGGGGCCCAGGAAGUCACUGUUCCCAAGCCUGUUACUGUCCCCAAACCUGAGCCCGUACUUCCUCCUGUGUCAGCUGUUUCCCCUGUGGCCCCUGUUCCUGCUGUGUCCACCAGGCCCCUCAUUCACAGGGCUAAGAAGACCACGGAGCUUGAGAGGACGCUGGACACCUACCCAACAACAGGUAGUUCAGACUUUACUCUUCCAUUCUCAAUUUACUUCCCUCUAUCCUAAUCUGUGUCUCUUUCUCUCUGCAUUAGUGCUACCAUUGAUAAUGUGCUUGGGCAUUUAGAGGGAGCCUUUAGGUGAUGGAGAGGAACCAGCUAAAACGUCACUGGAGAGCAUCCUGAUGGCCCUGGAUGAGGAAAAGUAAGUUUACAAUUUAGCUAUUUUUAAAGUCAUUACUUAUUAGACUUUUAGUAGUUUGGAUAAGAUAAUAUAAUGAACACAUAGUAGGUCCAUAGUCAUUACUGUUUCAUGUCAAUUAUGAUUGUAAUAGGCACUCUUACAGAUGUUGCUGCUGCAUACCAAGUGAUGUAGCUAGAUUUCUCUUUUUGGUAUCUAGUAUGAGGCCAAAGAAAGUGAAAUAUCACACGAAGCAACUGUACAUCUCUGCCCAUCAUGGGGAGCUCCAGAAAGUCAUCCAUCUGCUGGGUAAGAACAUGCCACAUCUCUCCAGAUGUAUUUUGUAAGCAGAGUUCGUUCCUACAUGGAGCCACCUCUUCUAAUAUUUUAACAUUAAUGAAAAGGUAAACAACUUAUUGAUUUUAUUUUAUUUUCACACCUGGAAAUUAUAUGAUACGAUAUACUUUAUUGUCCCCGAGGGGAAAGUUGUCAACAUGACUCAAAGGGUAAUUUACUUAUUUGUUCCAGUGGAUGGAAAAGACCCAAACUACCUGAUGGACAAUCAGAACAAGAGGACCGCUCUACAUGCUGCAGCAGAUGAAGGACACCAGGAGAUCUGUCACAUGCUUGUCCAGGUGAGGAGAUGUACUCUGACAUAUAGCAGGUAUUGCCUAUCUCUUCACAAUAUAAUCACUUGGCAUACAAGUGUAGCAGAUGACUAAGCUAGCAGCUCUGCUGCAUUCCUUCAGAGAUUUGAAGUACUGUCCCUCACACCAAGAAAAUGUAUUUGCUUUUCUGGGUCAAUAUUGACAGUGCUUCUUGAGUACGUUGUGUUUACUGUGCAGAGGGUUGUGAGUGUUGGACGGGACAUAACUUUCACUCUAUUAUACUGUGCAAGCAUACAGGUGUGAAAGGUUUCUUAUUCCCUAUCUCGCUUAGGCUGGAGCUAACCUGGACAUGUUUGAUGAGGAGCAGAGAACCCCCCUGAUGGACGCCUGUGACAACAACCAUCUGGACACGGUCAAGUACCUGCUGAGGGCCGGGUCAGCGGUCAGCUAUAAGGUCAGUGCGUGGAGUUCAUUGAUCACCCCAUAGAUAGGCCAUGAUCUUCUGUCAACCCCACCAGCUGUGUUACCGUUCAUAGGAUAAGACUUUCGCUAAAUGAGCUGGACCUCUGGUGUACUGUAAAGUGAUCAAGCUGUUUUAUGUCCAUGACACGUUCAUGUCUUAAACUAUUAACCACAUACUGUAGCAGCUCAAGGUCAGUGUUUUGGGCCUCCCGAGUGGCGCACAAUUGGCCCAGCGUCGUCCGGGUUAGGGGAGGGUUUGGCCGGCCGGGAUUUCCUUGUCCCAUCGCGCUCUAGCGACUCCUUGUGGCGGGCUGGGCGCCUGCAAGCUGAAUUCGGUUGCCAGCUGGAUGGUGUUUCCUCCGACACGUUGGUGUGGCUGGCUUCCGGGAUAAGCGAGCAGUGUGUCAAGAAGCAGUGCGGCUUGGUAUGGUCGUGUUUCGGAGGCAUGGCUCUCAAACUUCGCCUCUCCCAAGUCCGUAGCAAUGGGACAAGACAGCGAUGGGAUCAGACUGUUACUACCAAUUGGAUAUCACAAAAAGGGGUAAAACUACAACAUCAACAAAAAAGGUAGGUGUUUCUUUAAAUAGCCAUGAACAAAACCAGUGAAAAACAUUUUGAUCUUCAUCUCCUCUCAGGGUAUCAAGGGCUCCACUUGUCUGCAUUUGGCAGCUAAACUGGGACAUUACUCCAUCGUGGAUAAUUUCCUGUCCAAGGAAUCCAAACAGGUCAACUGUCAGGUAGUUACCCAUCCAUGCUCUGCUCCUUCUUCUAUUAACAGGUCCAGUUGAAAUGUUAACAGCUUCAUUGAAAUCGUCUAGCCAUAAUUCACGCGUACUAUCAGCUAGACUUUAGGAGGGUGAGUUGGCGGUCAGUGUUGUUGGAAGACAGCCCAGUUUAACAGUCUGCCUAUUAGGAUGUUCAAUAUGUUGUGGGUAAUAUUAAAUGGAUUGUAAAACUCUUGACCUUAAGGGGAAAGAUAGAGACUGAAAUUGCUCCUCACUGUUGUCAUGAUUCCAGGUGAUUUAUCAUGUUUUGCCUUGCAUUUGUAUGCCUGAUUUUGUUUAAUUUGAGGCACCUAGGAAAACAUUGUGUUUUGAAGCUAAUUUCCUGCAAUUCUUUGUAGUUUAACAAAACUCAUGACAUCUUUUAGUUAGGCUAUUUAAUGAUAAUAAUUAUAAAUAUACAGUGCCUUCAGAAAGUAUUCAUACCCCUUGACUUAUUCCACAUUUUGUUGUGUUACAGCCUGAAUUCAAAAUGGAUUCAAAAUAUUUUUUAUCUCACCCAUCUACACACAAUACCUCAUAAUGACAAAGUGAAAACAUGUUUUUAGAAAUACAAUUUUAGCAAAUUUAUUGAAAAUGAAAUAUAGAAAUAUCUACUCCUGAAGUCAAUACUUUGUAGAAGCAGCGAUUACAACUGUGAGUCAUUCUAAGAGCUUUCCACACCUGAAUUGUGCAACAUUUUCCCAUUAUUAUUUUCAAAAUUCUUCAAGCUCUGUUGUUGGUUGUUGAUCAUUGCUAGACAACCAUUUUUAGGUCUUGCCAUAGAUAGUCAAAACUGCAACUCAGCCAUUCAGGAACAUUCACUGUCUUCUUGGUAAGCAACUCCAGUGUAGAUUUGGCCUUGUGUUGUAGGUUAUCCUGCUGAAAGGUAAAUUAUUCUCCCAUUGUCUGGUGGAAAGCAGACUAAACCCUGUUUUCCUCUAGGAUUUUGCCUGUGCUUAGCUCCUUUCAGUUUUAUUUUUUAUCCUGAAAAACUCCCCAGUCCUCAGCUAUUACAAGCAUACCCAUAACAUGUUGCAGCCACCACUAUGCUUGAAAAUAUGGAGAGUGGUACUCAGUAUUGGAUUUGCCCCAAACAUAACACUUUGUAUUCAGGUCAAAAAGUGAAUGGCUUUACCACAUUUUUUGCAUUAUUACUUUAGUGCCUUGUUGCAAACAGGAUUCAUGUUUUGGAAUAUUUAUAUUCUGUACAGGCUUCUUUCUAUUCACUGUCAAUUAGGUGGAGUAACUACAAUGUUGUUGAUCCAUUCUCAGUUUUCUCCUAUCACAGCCAUUAAACUCUGUAACUGUUUUAAAGUCACCAUUGGUCUCAUGGUGAAAUCCCUGAGUGGUUUCCUUCCUCUCGGGCAACUGAGUUAGGAAGCAUGCCUGUAUCUUUGUAGUGACUGGGUGUAUUGAUACACCAUACAAAGUGUCAUUAAUAACUUCACCAUGCUCAAAGGGAUAUUCAAUGUCUGCUUUAUUUAAAUGUUUUACCCAUCUACCAAUAGGUGGUCUUCUUUGCGAGGCAUUGAAAAACCUCCCUGGUCUUUGUGGUUGAAUCUGUGUUUGAAAUGCACUGCUCGACUGAGGGACCUUACAGAUAAUUGUAUGUGUGGGGUACAGAGAUGAGGUAGUCAUUCAAAAAUCAUGUUAAACACUAUUAUUGCAAACCAGAGUGAGUCCAUGCAACUUCUGUGACUUGUUCAGAAUAAUUUUACUCCUGAACUUAUUUAGGCUUGCCAUAACAAAGGGGUUGAAUACUUAUUGACGCAAGACAUUUCAGCCUGUAACACAACAAAAUGUGGAAAAAGUCAAGGGGUGUGAAUACUUUCUGAAGGUACUGUAGCUGCAGCAGCAAUGAACGGGGUUCACAGGAUGUCAAAAAGGACACAAGAUCAGUUCGAUAACAAAGUAAGCACUCUAUCAUGUAGGAACUAUCUUCCUUUAUGUGCAAUCAUGAGUCUAAAUACAAAAUCUGAGUGAAUCUCGUAUGGUUCAUGAGGAGAAGAUAAUUUUGAGCAUUAGCAUUACAGAUGCAAAAGAAUGAGUUGUUAAUAGUUUCGAAAUUCCCAUGUGCAUCAGUCACGUCUUCCUUUGGCAUUUUACAGCUUGUAUCUAUUUACGUGUCGUUUUAGAUCGGUAUGAACAAUCGUGAUUUCUUUUUUUACUCCUCAAAUAAAGGCUUAAGUUUCAUAAAAACAUUUCUAUUUAGUUUUUAUAUUAUUCAAUUUUAGUUUCAGUAUUAGGGACAGAAAGUAGCCAAUGCAUGGGAGGCUAGAAGCUGUUUUUGUGUUUUUUGGGAUGUCACUUCUUGCCACUGUGGGGCAGUAAUGCAUAAGGUGAUGGGUCAGGUCAUAGGUUAGGUUUAAAGGUAGACUCAGCAAGAUUACGUAGAAGCACCAAGUAAACAGUAGUAGUGGGUCAAUUUCCGCAACAAGCAGGGGCCGGUUUCCCAAUAGCGAUGGAAGUUAGGCUUUUUGUCCUUCGCUUGUUUGUAACAAUUGCAAAGACAUUGGCAACUUUGUAAUUGUAGUCAACUUCGUUCUGAAUUUAUCAGAGGUCAAAGAGAGAUUGAUAAACAUCUGGAUUCUGUGUUUAGCAGAGAUCUUCUGUGUAUAAAGUGAAGCGGAAGGGCAAAAAAGCAUUUAACAACGCACUUUGCUGUUGUGUUCAUCUCAAUGGACGGGUUUGAGCGGAUCACUUUUGUCAAGUCGGUGACCAACAAUUGUCACCGCCUUUGCAUUCUGAACAUGACCAAAAACAUGACUGAAACAGGAACCCAUUUAUGAUUUAUGUGUACAGUGGAUAUAUACAAAUGCAUGUGAUAUUUGAGGCUCUCUGUCACUAAUUGAUUGUACAAUGUACACACUAUUAUAUUAUGAUUUCAGUUUGUGAGUGUGUAAUAUGGGGGUUAGAUACACGUGAAUGUCGACGUUUUAUAAAAACUGCCAUGUUGAUCUGAGCCUUGCUGUUAGAAAAACACAUUAGCAUCCGAACUUUCAGCUGUCACAGAUGCAUCUCCCCCGACGUCACUCCUCGACUUUCUUCUACAGUCGGUUGCUUUAGCUAGGGCCCUAUAAAAUAUUUUUUCCCCCAACAUUUUGUUUUCUCCGUUUUGUUUUUCCAGGUUUCCGUUUCCCCCUGUUUUUCCAGGUUUCUGUUUCCCCCUGUUUUUCCAGGUUUUCGCUCACAAAAUCACACAUUGAAUAAAAAAAUUAUUGGAUGUUCUAAUUCGACAACAAUGUUUAAACUACAGUUGAAGUCGGAAGUUUACAUACACUUAGGUUGGGGUCAUUAAAACUCGUUUUUCAACCACUCCACACAUUUCUUGUUACAAACUAUAGUUUUGGCAAGUCGGUUACUUUGUGCAUGACACAAGUAAUUUUUCCAACAAUUGUUUACAGACAUAUUAUUUCACUUAUAAUUCACUGUAUCACAAUUCCAGUGGGUCAGAAGUUCACAUACACUAAGUUGACUGUGCCUUUAAACAGCUUGGAAAAUUCCAGAAAAUGAUUUAAUGGCUUUAAAAGCUUCUGAUAGGCUAAUUGACAUCAUUUGAGUCAAUUGGAGGUGUACCUGUGGAUGUAUUUCAAGGCCUACCUUCAAACUCAGUGCCUCUUUGCUUGACAUCAUGGAAAAAUCUAAAGAAAUCAGCCAAGACCUCAGGAAAAAAAUUGUAGACCUUGGGAGCAAUUUCCAAACGCCUGAAGGUACCACGUUCAUCUGUACAAACAAUAGUACGCAAGUAUAAACACCAUGGGACCACGCAGCCGUCAUACCAGCCGGAAGGAGAUGCGUUCUGUCUCCUAGAGAUGAACGUACUUUGGUGCGAAAAGUGCAAAUCAAUCCCAGAACAACAGCAAAGGACCUUGUGAAGAUGCUGGAGGAAACAGGUACAAAAGUAUCAAUAUCCAGAGUAAAACGAGUCCUAUAUCGACAUAACCUGAAAGGCCGCUCAGCAAGGAAGAAGCCACUGCUCCAAAACCGCCAUAAAAAAAGCCAGACUACGGUUUGCAACUGCACAUGGGGACAAAGUUUGUACUUUUUUGAGAAAAUGUCCUCUGGUCUGAUGAAACAAAAAUAGAACUGUUUGGCCAUAAUGACCAUCGUUAUGUUUGGAGGAAAAAGGGGGAGGCUUGCAAGCCGAAGAACACCAUCCCAACCGUGUAGCACGGGGGUGGCAACAUCAUACUGUGGGGGUGCUUUGCUGCAGGAGGGACUGGUGCACUUCACAAAAUAGAUGGCAUCAUGAGGAAGGAAAAUGAUGUGGAUAUAUUGAAGCAACAUCUCAAGACAUCAGUCAAGAAGUUAAAGCUUGGUCGCAAAUGGGUCUUCCAAAUGGACAAUGACCCCAAGCAUACUUCCAAAGUUGUGGCAAAAUGGCUUAAGGACAACAAAGUCAAGGUAUUGGAGUGGCCAUCACAAAGCCCUGACUUCAAUCCUAUAGAACAUUUGAGGGCAGAACUGAAAAAGUGUGUGUGAGCAAGGAGGCCUACAAACCUGACUCAGUUACACCAGCUCUAUCAGGAGGAAUGGGCCAAAAUUCACCCAACUUAUUGUGGGAAGCUUGUGGAAGGCUUCCCGAAAUGUUUGACCCAAGUUGAACAAUUUAAAGGCAAUGCUACCAAAUACUAAUUGAGUGUAUGUGAACUUCUGACCCACUGGGAAUGUGAUGAAAUAAAUAUUAGCUGAAAUAAAUCAUUCUCUCUACUAUUAUUCUGACAUUUCACAAUCUUAAAAUAAAGUGGUGAUCCUAACUGACCUAAGACAGGGAAUUUUUACUAGGAUUAAAUGUCAGGAAUUGUGAAAAACUGAGUUUAAAUGUAUUUGGCUAAGGUGUAUGUAAACUUCCGACUUCAACUGUACAUCUUGAGAUCAUUUUUGAGGUCUGGGAAAAAUGGAAGAAAUUGUGAUUUUGGGAUGUAGUCAUCCUUUAAUGCAAGUGUGCCCCAGGAAGAGACCUUUGUUUGGUUAAGCGGUGUUGCUGUAGCGCUCAUGUGAUUGCAGAGUUUGCAAAAUAAAUGGCCACUGGAUUGAUGCAAAUAAUCAUGAUAUCAUUCUGCCAGGUAAGCAUAGGCUACUUUGUAGGUAACAUUUAAUUGAGAUGGGUUUUGGGAAAGCCUUUCCAGCUCUACCAGAAGAAGGUUAGCAUUAGCAUAAUCGUUAAAGGCUACACAACGUUUAGACAUACAGUACACACAACGUACACAUACACACAGACGGGGCAUUCCUGUGCCGUUUCAGAAAGUUCUGAAUCACUGAUGCAUUAUGUUUAUUAAAUUAAUGCCUUUUCUAAUAAAUUCAAUACAUUUUUGAAUAUUGUUGAAUUUCGUUUUAAUGUCUGGAUUCCGUGAUUGCAUCCGCAUUCUCUGCAACGCAGAUUUUAUAGGGCUCUAUUUAGCCUUACAACUCAAACGCACCCAAUAUCUGCGGUGCUGCUUGUGGCAACAUCAUCUUACUGAAUUACAUUUUACAUUUACAUUUAAGUCAUUUAGCAGACGCUCUUAUCCAGAGCGACUUACAAAUUGGUGCGUUCAACUUAAUCUACCUUUAAAUUAUAAAGUAAAUCUCAAUUUGACCCACCAGAUUCACAAGCUUGAAAAUCCCAUUAGGAAUAAAAGCUUGAAAACCCCAUUCAAUUUUUGCCCCCUAAAAACCUACAACUGAACCGUUAGUUAGUUUUGGAGUCAAAUAUAAUAGUUUCAGUAUAGUUUUAGUUUUUCAAGCGGGUUUGUUCAUUAUUUUAUUUCAGUUUACUUGUUUUUUUCAUGAUUAGUUUUAGUUUCAGUUUUAGUUUACUAUAAUAACCUUGAUUGGUUGUGCUUGGUUUCAGGAUGACGGUGGGUGGACCCCUAUCACCUGGGCUAUAGAGUACAAGCACACAGAGCUGGUCCAACUGCUGCUCUCCAUAGGGGCUGAUGUUAACAUCCGAGAAAAGGUCAGUACUGUAUAGGAUGCAUGCUGUUCACCCUACUGUACAUCACAUCACCUUACCUACCUUCUGUUCUCACACCUCUCACAGCCUGGGGAGGGGAGGCUAGACACAGGCAAGGUUACAGUUCUCACCUAAAAAAUAUAACAAUGUACCUUCAAGAUAGCCUUUAGAUGUAAGGUUGUCUCUGUGGUGUGGGGAAGGUGUUGCUCCUGGGUAUGUUUUUUUUCACGUUGAUCUGUGAUCCCUGUCCAGGAGGAGAACUUUGGCCUCCACUGGGCAGCCCUGUCUGGCUCCGAUGACAUCGCUCAGAUCCUGCUUGAUGCCAGAUGUGACCUCCAUGCAGUCAACGUCCAUGGGGACUCACCUCUACACAUCGCUGUCAGGGAGAACCAACUGAAUGUGUGAUGUGAGUAGUAAAACAGUCUCCGUUCUCCCAGAGCUGCAGCAUGACACCAGGUUGUUCUUGAAAAAUAUGAUUUGUUAUCAAUAGCCUUAUCCCACCUGCUUGGAUAAAUUGAUAUAUUAUCAUAAGCGCACUAACCUGCAAUGAGACCAGUUUUAGGUAUAUAGCCUAGAUACAUUUAUGGAAGGAACCUGUCCACACAUCAUAGAUGCACACAUCCAGAGACAGUGACUGCGCUAGCCUGCCCAGUGGGUGGCAGUCAUGCUGCUGACCAUAGCCAUGCUGGGGAUGUGAGAGAGGACCUAGCCACAUCCAGUAUGAUGUCUACUCCUCCAGACUGCUUCUGUCCCGAGGAGCAGACGUGAACCUAAGGAACAGAGAGGGGGAGACUCCUCUGGACUGCUGUAUAUACAACUCCAAGGUGUGGGCGGUCCUGAACACCAAUAAGAAGCUGAGAGAUGCUAGGAGAAGCAGGGACAGUCAUGGAGAGAAGGUCCUUAGCAGGUAUAACAGCAUGGUGUGUGUUGAUUGUUUGUCGUCCUCUCUGUCCUCUUCAGGGACAUCUCUCAGGGGUAUGAGGCAAUCCCCAUCACCUGUGUGAACGGCGUGGAGAGUGACUCCUGUCCUGAUAACUACAAAUACAUCCCUGACAGCUGUGUCACCUCCCCAAUCAAUAUAGACAAGGACAUCACUCACUUACAGGUGAACCUCCAGUGCUCUGUGAAACACAGUCAAGGUCGAAUCCCAUCUUGUUCUGCUUCAUUAGUUACUGUGGGCCAGAACAAGUGACACACUUACUCUCGAUAAGUGUUGUUUAAUGAAGAUCUCACUCUCCUUCUAUUUCAGCAUUGCGUAUGUACAGAUGACUGCUCUUCAAACACCUGCAUGUGUGCCCAGCUAAGCCUGUGCUGUUGGUAUGACAAAGUAAGUACAUAACUACAUCAAGGCAAAGUUCACAUUACAAGGUAAAGUUAAUGCUUUCAUGUAUUUCAAAUGGAUAUUAUGGACCAUAUGUGAUGUGUUGUAUGACGUGUAAAGUGUGUUGCUUGUGGUUGUUCAGGAGGGGCUUCUGCCUGGUGGUUCAGAAUGGAUUCUGGUAACUGGGCCUCCCUAACCCACCAGCAUCUUAUCAAUUACUCAAUCAAUCAAUCACAUUUUAUUUGUCACAUGUGCCGAAUACAACAGGUGUAUACUUUGGCGUGAAAUGCUUACUUACGAACCCUUUCCCAACAAUGCAGAGUUAAAAAAUAAGAAAAUUAGCAAAUAUAAUGUCUACCUUUCUGUUCUACAGUUUCAGCCAACUACUAAAAUGUUAGUUUCUCUGUACACUCUAUGUGUUAUCAGUUAGUUGGACUGGAUUCAUGUCUUCUCUUGUCUGUUUUCAGAACUCGGCUGCAGCUUUAUAAAAUCCAGAAGAUGGGCUGGGGUGUGAGGGCGCUGCAGGAUAUUCCUCAAGGAACUUUUAUUUGCGAGUGAGGCCCUGAAUGUUAUGGAAGACAUUUUAUUGAGUAUUUGGGAAACUGCCCAACCAUAACAAUGAUAAUGUCUUGUUUUUACCGUAGAUUCAGAAUCAGGAAUAACACUUACGAUUUAUGUAUUUUGGUGUACAAAUGACAUGAGACAAUUGUGAUGUCAUGAACAGAUCAUGUUAAAACAGAAUUUGUAAUUUUCUGUUUUUCACUUCAUUUCAAUGUUGUGAUUACACAGAUUAUAUACAGCAGGCUCUCUCUUUAUUUUGCAGGUAUGUGGGUGAAAUCAUUACUGAUGCGGAGGCAGAUGGCAGGGAAAAUGACUUGUUCCUUUUCACUCUGGACAAUAAGGUGAUUUUAAAUUACAUCUAUGAGAAUCUCACAUUUUUAUUGGCCAAUGGUGUAUUCCGAAGUUGAAUGUAAUAUUGUUACUGUGGCAUAAUGUUUAUACUUUUGUAUACCAAUGGACGGUGCUGAAGAGCACACCAUGCCAAUGGUGAUAUAUGUUCCUCUUACAGCGCUCAUCUGCUGCAUUAGCUUUUAGUUUGCUUGAUGGCUAUUUGGUAUACUAAAGCAUAUUGAAAAAUUUACAAUUUCAUGACUGUCUGUGCUACCGCCUCACAGGAGGUAUCAACAUAUCAGCCUUUACUAAUUGUUUUAAUUGAGUGAGUGAUUGGAGGCAUGGAACUUUACUUUGAUUGAUGCAAUUAAUUUUAUGAUGUUAUGUACUGCACUUGCUUUACAGUAUGUAGGCCUACUUACAUUUUACAUUUUAGUCAUUUAGCAGACGCUCUUAUCCAGAGCGACUUACAUUAUCUUUUUAUUUUUCAUACUGGCCCCCCGUGGGAAUCGAACCCACAACCCUGGCAUUGCAAACGGCAGGCUCUACAUCCCUGCCGGCCAUUCCCUCCCCUACCCUGGACGACGCUGGGCCAAUUGUGCGAUUGUAAUGCAAGAUGUCCUUGAGUAUGCUGAAAGGUGUCCACCAAAUAAAAUGUAUUAUUAUUGUCUUAUUAUUUAUUGCUUCAUCUACUGUUUUGCAGGUGGGUGAUGUGCACUGUAUUGAUGCGCGACUCUUUGGCAACAUUGGCCGGUUUAUAAACCACCUGUGUGAACCUAACCUGCUAGCAGCCCGAGUGUUCACCAUGCACCAGGACCUGCGCUUCCCACGCAUUGCCUUCUUCUCCAGCAAGCCCAUUCAGUCAGGUGAUCAGAUUGGGUGAGAGGCACAAAAUAUAUAAGACAAUAAUUGAAUAGAUGGUGUCUUUUCAUGUUGUAUUAAUGUUGUGCUACAGAAUCGAUCAAAAAGCUCAAUGAAAAGGCUCCAGUACAUGAACAUGUGCUUUGAUGGCUACCCAGUGUUCCCCAUUCAGGUUUGAUUACGGUGAUCACUUCUGGAAGGUCAAGAGCAAGUAUUACAACUGCUAAUGCUGUUCUCCAAAGUGUAGACACUCAUCAGCCGCCAUAGCCCAUGGAGCUCAGAGCUUAGAGAGGGUGGCCAGCCCCAGCCCCAGCCCAACAGUCAGGUGCCCAUUCUGCCCAAACACAAUCAUAACACCCCCAUGCCACCUCUGUCCUCCCUCGACCACCUUGGGGGUCUCUCACUCCCUCUGACCACCACUAUGGCUCCUUUUUUAAAUGUAGACUGAUAUGACAUGUAUUUUUAGUAGAUUUGCAGACAGAAAUCAAAUGCUAAGGGUAGCCUAGCCCUAGACUAUACAAAAAUGGUCACCUUUUCCAUGUCUCCUUUUUUAUUAAGUGCUC
Messenger RNA from Coregonus sp. 'balchen', 11807 nucleotides. The record is from the annotation of a GenBank genome assembly. Lineage: Eukaryota; Metazoa; Chordata; Actinopteri; Salmoniformes; Salmonidae.